Molecule: messenger RNA, 1959 nt
Organism: Suillus bovinus
Lineage: Eukaryota; Fungi; Basidiomycota; Agaricomycetes; Boletales; Suillaceae
Exons: 3
Coding region: 205-1959 (584 amino acids)
Cellular component (GO): nucleus
Source: RefSeq, a predicted model, not a curated record
GUAAAAGGGCCCGGUGGCAGUGUAUAAAUGCCGAAAUCCCGGGAUUCUCGACUUUUUAUGUAAUUGAGCAUAACAUGGCAGGUUUACUACAUAAUGGAUGGAAUCGGCUUAAGGCUAGAUACUCCAAUAGCAUCCUCUCUCCCUCCAGUCAUAUAAAUCUCUGGUUAGCAAUCUACAUCGGUAUACUUCACCCCCUCCGUAGCUAUGACCACUACAUCACAACCUAUCGCGUUCCAGUCUCCUAAUCAUCCUGAUUUCCACUUCACAUCUGGUUCAUUCACUGGUAACAACAGUGCAAUCCCUUACUUUCUAGGCUCCCCGAUAUCAUGGCGUGCUGGCUCAUUCGGAAGCCGGUUCUAUCCUGGGUGUUCCCCUGGUCAACUUCUCGGACCCCUCGAUCCUAACGAAUUCAAGUGCGCCAAGUUGUCGUCAUCUAUUGACAGCGACCGUGGUUCAAGUAUGAACGCUCUCGGCACCUUCGACAGGGAUGAUGAAUUGUGUCGCAACUACACAUGUUGUGGUCUACAACUAGAUGAUCUACACGCUCUGUUACAGCAUUUCGAGGAGAUACAUGUUGUCGUGCUUGACCCGUUUGGUCACCCUCAGCUCCCAACUAUCCCUCCUUUACCUCAGUCUACUCCUAACACAACUCCGUCUUAUUUCUCAGACCAUCAUCACUUCUCAGACUAUCAUCAGCACCCUCCAUCUUACAAUCAAGGUGGCUUCGACCCGGAUGACAUGGAACUUGAUGUCGAUCAGGGCAGUUCGCCUUCGUCAAAUGCACCAACACCCCCUGACACUCCCCUCACCACCCCACUGUCAUCGCAUCCUAGUCACUCCUUUAACCACUUUGGUCAGUCGAAACCUGCAUCUCCGCAUCUUCCCGUCUCCGCAUUUGAUACCACAACCGUGCUCCCUUCCCGCUCCGCUCACGGCUCAGCAUUCCCACCGUCUCGAAACAGUCUCCCAAAUGUGGCAAAUGCCCCCGAUGCGUUCAAUGGUUACGCGGGCUACUCCGACUACUCAUCCUCGAUGCCUGGCACCGUUCCUUCUCCACCUGCCAGUGAUGAUCUUCACGCACCUGUCACACCUGUCAGUGAUCCGGGUAGUCCUUACGGCUGCCUUCCUCCUGCGGUAGUAUUCUCAACGAGCAAUACUCCUGUCAAUACCCCUUCAGCUUCUCGUGUUCCGUCUCCAGCAAGCGCUUCCCGCUACCCCGCGGCCUCCGCGGUAUCGCCUCGUUCGCCAGAUUCCCCUGCUUCUUCCAAAGCUUCUCCAUCACAGCAGCCCAAUCAGCGUGCCAGCACCACGCUCUCCCGCCCUGCAUCAUCAUUGAUGUUAUCGAAGCCCUUCCGCUGCCCUAAGCCUAAUUGCAACAAGAGUUACAAGCAAGCCAAUGGGCUCAAAUAUCACAUGACCCACGGCAGCUGUAACUUUGCGCCGCCUAAGGACCUCGAGCAAGUACAGGCACUAUUGGCUAGCAAGCGGUCUGCCCGCGAGGCCGCUGGGCAGGAAGAUCAGGGUAUCACUGAGGGCGAGAUGCGCGAAGUCGAACGAGAAGCAGAACGCAGGCUUCGGCCCUUUGCCUGUGGUGUCAGUGAUUGUCAACGCCGAUACAAGAACAUGAACGGUUUGCGGUAUCACUACCAGCACUCAGGUGACCACGGCGCAAUUGGCUUGGCUCUCCUGGCUAGUGGACAACAUGAAUGUUUACAGCACGCUCAUGGACGGAGUAGCAAUACAAGCUCACGGCAUUCAACGCCAGUGACGAGUGGACACUCGACGCCAGUGAGCUGCUCGACACCGUCAUAUGCUCAACAAUAUCAGCAGCAGAUGCUUUACUCCUCCGCACAACAGCAGUACUUGCGCCAGCAGCAGCAGGUCCUACAUGCACAAGUGCAGAUGGGCUAUCAUGCCGGAUCAACCGAGGUUAUCCCUAUCGUCGCCGCCCAACACUAA